AUGCGAUUUCUAUCUUGCUUCUAUGUUCUUUUCGCUGCGCUUCUCACCUGGAUCACACAUGCCGCUCCUACCAACGGUGGCGUCAAUUGCACUCAACUCGAGCAGCAGAUUGCUACCCUACAACAGGGGAUCAGCAAGGCCAAUAGCACCAAUCCCGAGAGGGUUCAGGCUGCUCAACAGCUUCUGGACGGUGCGAGGAUCUUGCAAGCCAGCGAAUGCAACACUGCUCUGGCCAAGCGCAUAAACUACGCUCCUCCCACUGGCCCGAUUAAUGUGCCAUCUCUGGAUCUAGUGACCUGGGUCGACUCCACUAGCUGUAAGUGGCCGCCGUACUCUGAAUCAGAUCCCUCAGUCACUAAUCCCAGAGACAGAUGCGAGGAAGACCAGUCUGUGAACGAAACAAAUCCUUGA
This is a messenger RNA of Aspergillus homomorphus CBS 101889, 411 nucleotides long. RefSeq lists its product as uncharacterized. The record is from RefSeq and is a predicted model, not a curated record. NCBI's taxonomy places the organism in Eukaryota, Fungi, Ascomycota, Eurotiomycetes, Eurotiales, Aspergillaceae. The coding region runs from base 1 to 411 and encodes 136 amino acids. The transcript is spliced from 7 exons.